This is a messenger RNA of Syngnathus acus (greater pipefish), 1006 nucleotides long. RefSeq names its product mitochondrial pyruvate carrier 1 (gene mpc1). The transcript is spliced from 5 exons. Gene Ontology annotation, biological process: pyruvate import into mitochondria. The record is from RefSeq and is a predicted model, not a curated record. Bases 127 to 453 code for a protein of 108 amino acids. Gene Ontology annotation, cellular component: mitochondrial inner membrane. NCBI's taxonomy places the organism in Eukaryota, Metazoa, Chordata, Actinopteri, Syngnathiformes, Syngnathidae.
CGUAUUGAAAAAAAGUAGGAUUUGUUUUUGGUUGGAAAUUUGACCGGGCGUCCUUUAGCUCAUCGCCCUUCAACUCACAGUUCACCAUCUCUCGGCCAUCAUAGAUCGUAAGCAAGCGUUAAAAUCAUGGCUGGAACGAUUGCACGCAAAGCGAUAGACCACGUGAAGAGCAAAGAUUUUAGAGACUACUUGAUGAGCACGCAUUUCUGGGGUCCAAUAGCAAACUGGGGUCUCCCUAUAGCUGCCUUCAGUGACAUGAAAAAGAGCCCCGAGAUCAUCAGUGGCAGGAUGACCUUUGCUCUGUGUUGUUACUCGCUGCUCUUCAUGCGUUUUGCAUACAAGGUGCAACCACGUAACUGGCUGCUCUUUGCCUGCCAUAUGACCAACGAGUCAGCACAGCUAGUGCAGGGUGCUCGCCUCAUCAAGUUCAACAUGGAGAAGAAGACAUCUUAGUGAUGAAACAAAGCGUUCCCUAUUCACCACACUGACAAAAGAAGCUACACGAACGUGUGCAUUUGUCUCAUCACUGAAGCAGUGGCUGUGAUUUCUGCCCCUCUUAACAAUGAUUGAUCACCCAUAUGAAAUUAUUUGCCACAUUUUACAAAACGAGAGAGUAUUUUAUUCUUUAAUUUAUAUUUGCAUGAGUCACUGUGGGUGAAUGCACUUAGCACUCUCGAUCAGAUGGUUACAGUGUGACAUCAUUUUAAUUUGUAUUCUUUUUUCAACAUCUUGUUGAAAAUGUUUUCCUGCAAACUUUGCAGUUUGAAAUUGGGCGAUUUUAGGGUUAAAUUUGACAGGAGGAAGACACAGAGCAAUAGAGACUGUUACGCUUGAAAUGAAAAGAAAAUAUUCGGUCGAAUGUGGCAAAAUGGUGAUGCUGACUGGAUGUGAUUAUUUGGCUAGCAAAUAUGCAAACCAACUGUAUACUGUGUGUUAUAUUGUGUCUUUCCAAAUCAAAAUGUCCCUUGUUAAUUAUGUAAAAAUAAACUGGCUAAAGCCAACUCAA